This is a messenger RNA of Cryptomeria japonica (Japanese cedar), 6092 nucleotides long. RefSeq lists its product as uncharacterized. Gene Ontology annotation, cellular component: SCF ubiquitin ligase complex. Gene Ontology annotation, biological process: SCF-dependent proteasomal ubiquitin-dependent protein catabolic process. Bases 1525 to 5922 code for a protein of 1465 amino acids. The transcript has 17 exons. Gene Ontology annotation, molecular function: protein binding. Lineage: Eukaryota; Viridiplantae; Streptophyta; Pinopsida; Cupressales; Cupressaceae. The record is from RefSeq and is a predicted model, not a curated record.
AACUACUUCGUUACCACCAUGAUUUCAUGAAGUGCAAAUUUACUCUGGGAAAUAUUGUACGGAACAGUGUACAUUCACCCCAAGCUCUAUGAAAUGCCUUCAUGUUCUCCGGAAUGAAUCUCCAUCUUUCUCCCUUUCGGAAAUUUAUUACCAUCGUAGACAUGUUGUACUUGGCAUCGUACUUUUUAUUUUAUUUUAUUUUAUUCGUGAAGUCUGAGGACACGCUACCUAUUCAAAGAAGAAAGCACGAGAAAAUAGAAGUUGGAGUUCUCGGAUUAAAAAUUGUGUUAAGUGGGAAGUUUCACAUGGGUUUUCACGUUACAGGUGAGGUCUACUCAUGGAGCUAGAGUUGGUUUGCGUGAAUUGGGUAUGUGUCUAAACGAGGAAUAUGAAAUGGGUUGCUCAGGAUAUCUGUGUAAAUGUUUGUAAUUGAGGAAUUUCAGGCAGGUUUCGUAGGAAAAAGGGCAUUGAUGAAUUGGGAAUUGGGAUUUUAUUGUUCGUAGGUUUGGGGGUGAUUCUUUCUGCAAUUGGAUGUCCUGAUAAUUAUUUCACACAUUAGCUGAAUAAUUUCUUUCUAUGCAAGGUUUGAGUUCCAAUUUCUAAUAGUUGGGUUAGCAUUUGAGCAAUAAUAAGUGUGGGUUUGGCACUGGAAUAUGGUACAUCUUAGUAAGUACAGGGCAGUAUUUGUAUCCCUGUUUUUGUAAGAAAGAAGGGUCGUGAUGGUGGAGGAUCUCGUGAAUCCUGUUUUACCUCAGUCAAAAUAGAAGUGGAUGUUAAAGAAAUAUACAGAACCCAAUGCAACUGUAUGUGCAGUACUAGACUCUGAAAGGUGUGAAUAAGCUUACAUUAGACACCUGAUUUACUAUGUGUUUCGUCCGGUCCUCAGAAGGUUGUGGAUUAGAGACAUUCUAAUUAGUAAGUAUGGGUUAGCAGUUGAAUUCUAAGACUACCCAAUUAACUACAGCUAAGAUUUUGGGUUUGGGAUAGGGAAACUUGAAACCAUUAGAGCUUAGGAGGAUUUUAUUGUGGAUGUGUGAAAUUGAGUUGGCCUUCAAAAUAAUCAUUUUCUUCUAGCCUAUUUGUCCUUUGAUUCCUGAACUGUCUAAAAAUAAUGCCUUCAUUCUCUGCUUGCAAUAGUUCUUUAGAAUAUGAAAUUGUAGUUGACUUUCAGAGAAUAUUCAGCUUCUGAGUGGGCUGCUGCACAUUUUUAGCGUCUAAUAAAGUUGCUGCGAGGCUUUGCAGAAGACAAUAAAAAUUAUUUGCUAUUUACAUUCGUAAAUCAGGUAUUGGGUUCUCUAGCAGUCUUCCAGCAUCAUUUUUGGGAUUACCCGUAAAGCAAAUCCGAGUAUAGAGUGAAUUAAUAAACGAUAACUCUGGGCUAUAGAUAAAGCAGAAUUAUCCCCAAGGAUUUUGCAGAAUUCUUUCUCGUGUCGCAGAUAACAAAGGAGAGUUAAGGUUUUGUUCACGCGUUGCCUGUGAAUUUGGAAACCUUUAAGGGCAGGUUUUUUAUUUCAAUCCCUUGCAAUGAAGAGAGCGGCUGUUCAGUGUAGCUCAAUCAUGGGGAUCCUGGAUGAUGAGAUCCUUAUAACUAUUCUUGACAAACUGCAGGAUCCCACAGACAGAAAAUCAUGGUGCUUAGUCUGUAAACAUUUUUUCUCUUUGGAAGCGACGUCUAGGAAGGAAGUGCAGUUAAUGAGAUCAGAGUUGUUACCCAGGAUAUUAGAAAGAUACAACAAGAUUCGCCAUUUAGAUCUAUCCCUUUGCUCCCAGAUAACAGAUGAAAGUUUAGGGCACGUGGCUCGCAUAAUUGGGAAUCGUUUGCUUUCCAUCAACCUCUCAAAGUUGUGGACUUUUACUCAUCUGGGUAUAGCAAAGCUGGUUGAAAGUUGUCGAUCUUUGGUUGAGGUUGAUCUUUCCAAUUGCACUGAAUUCACAGAUUAUGGAGCUGAAGCUAUAGCACAUGCCCGGAACUUGAAAUCAUUGAAGCUAGUGAAAUGCAAACAAAUCACUGACAUGGGUCUUGGAUGCAUAGCCGUUGGAUGCAGGAAGUUGCAGACUCUAAAUCUUAAGUGGUGUGUAGGUGUCACAGACCUUGGAGUUGAGCUAGUUGCAGUCAAAUGUAAGGAGCUGCGGAAUCUUGAUCUUUCUUACUUACAGAUAACCAACAAAUGUCUUGAAUCGCUUACACGUUUAAGUCAUCUUGAGAACUUAGCAUUGGUUGGAUGUGUCAGUGUGGAUGACGAGGGCCUUAUUUAUCUCAGGAACAAAUCUUUACAGGGACUGGAUGUUUCAAAGUGUCACAAUAUCAGCACUACUGGAAUAAUCAACUUUGCAAGUGUUUCCCCUGAUCUGCACCAACUUACUCUUGCCUAUUGCAUACCAAUUACAAGUGAUCUUGCAAGCUCACAAACUUUUGAUGGACUGCAAAUAAUCAAAUUUGAUGGUUGUAAAAUUUCUAGCACUGCACUGGAGUCUGUUGGUAGAAGCUGCAAAUAUUUGAGGGAAUUGAGCUUAAGCAAGUGUAUUGGAGUCACAGAUGAAGAAUUGAAAGGUUUUUUGGCAUAUCGUAGAGAACUUAACAAGUUGGAUCUCACAUGCUGCCAUGAUCUAACUGAUGUUGCUUUAUCAACUGUUGCAAGAUCAUGCAGAUAUCUUUCAUCUCUUAAGAUUGAAUCUUGUCAGUUGGUUACAGAAAAGAGUUUGACAAUGUUAGGGGAGGGUUGUCCUUUCCUCCAAGAGCUUGACCUGACUGAUUGUAGCGUAAACAACACAGGACUGGAAUCCCUUUCGAGGUGCUCCGAAUUGAUCACUUUGAAGCUAGGAUUCUGCCCAAAUAUAUCUGAUGAGGGGAUCAUACACAUAGGUGCACGUUGCUCAAAUCUCCAAGAACUUGAUCUGUACAGAUCCAAAGGUGUGGGUGAUAUAGGAAUGGAAGCAAUUUCUAAUGGAUGCCCAAGGUUAAAGAGCAUAAACCUUUCCUACUGCACAAAUAUUAGUGAUGAUUCUCUGAAGUCUAUCUCACGAUUGCGUAAACUUCAUAACCUCGAAAUCCGAGGUUGUUCUGGAAUUUCAUCUGCUGGUCUUUCAGCAAUUGCUUUAGGUUGCAAGCGCAUUGCAGAGUUAGAUAUUAAAAGGUGUUAUCGUGUUGAUGAUGCUGGGAUAUUGGCAAUAGCUGAUUCAUGUCAGAAUUUGCGACAGAUCAACCUUUCAUAUUGUGCAGUCUCAGAUGUUGGAUUUUCAGCAUUGGCUAGCCUUACUUGCUUACAGAACCUGAAGCUGGUUCAUUUGAGGAAUGUAACUGUUAGUAGCUUUGUUUCUACUCUGUUGGCUUGUGAGAGUUUGAAGAAACUGAAGCUUCACAAAUGCUUAAAGUUCAAAUUACCACGUCCUCUAAUUAAGCACUUAGAAGCCCAUGGGUGCACCAUUCGCUGGAUGGAUAAACCUUUUAGAGGAGGGACUGGUAGUGCUCCGGGCGGAGGUGGGGCUCGGGCCGGGCGGAGGUGGCGCGCGGGCCGAGCGGAGGUGGCACUUGGGCCAGGCGCAAGUGGUGCUAGGGCGGAGCGGCGCAACAGCCGAGCGGAGGUGGCGCGGCCCGGCGGAGGCAGCUCGCCGGGAGAAACCGGAGCGGCGCAGAGGCUCGCCGGCGGGGGCCGGAGAUCUUCGCCGGAGCGGGGAAAAAACUGCCGGCGGGAGACAUCACGUGGCCGGCGGAAGCCGUGGCCGGAGCCGGAGGCCAGCGGCACCGGGUGGGGUCGGCCUGACAGGGCCGUACGGCGCCGACCUAAAUGUCCUGUAGAUUUAAGUGGGCCGCCGAAGACAUCGUACCAGACGGAAGAGUCGUCCAUGUUAGCGGGGAUGGCUGUUUUUCUGUACUGCGACAAAGGCUUGGAUUUUCCCCGCCAGAUGCAGAUCAGAAUUCCUUCAAUUUCCGAGGUGCAGGGCGGCCUUGCAUUUACAGACAUUUUUGAAUUUGGAAGUCAAUCCCUUGCAAUGAAGAGAGCGGCUGUACAGUGUAGGUCAAUCAUGGGCAUCUUGGAUGAUGAGAUCCUUGUAACUAUUCUUGACAAACUGCAGGAUCCCAAAGAUAGAGAGUCAUGGUGCUUAGUCAGCAAACAUUUUUUCUCUUUGGAAGCGAGGUCUAGGAAGGAAGUACAGUUAAUGAGAUCAGAGCUGCUACCCAGAAUUUUGCAAAGAUACAGCAAGAUUCAGUGUUUAGAUCUAUCUCCUUGCUCCCAGAUUACAGAUGAAAGUUUAGGGCAUGUGGCUCGCAUCCUUGGGAAUCGUCUGCUUUCCAUCAACCUCUCAAAGUUGUGGACUUUCACUCACUUGGGCAUAGCAGAGCUGGUUGAAAGAUGUCAAUCUUUGGUUGAGGUUGAUCUUUCCAAUUGUACUGAAUUCACAGAUUAUGCAGCUGAAGCUUUAGGAAAUGCCCAGAACUUGCAAUCAUUGAAACUAGUGAAAUGUAAGCAAAUCACAGACAUGGGUCUUGGAUGCAUAGCUAUUGGAUGUGGGAAACUGGAGACUUUGAAUCUUAAGUGGUGUGUAGGGCUCACAGACCUUGGAGUUGAGCUGAUUGCUGUCAAAUGUAAAGAGCUGCGGAAUCUCGAUCUGUCUUACUUACAGAUAACCAACAAAUGUCUGGAAUCUCUUACACAUCUAAGUUGUCUUGAGAACUUAACAUUGGUUGGAUGUGUCAGUGUGGGUGAUGAAGGCCUUGUUUAUCUCAGGAGCAAAUCUUUACAGGGACUGGAUGUUUCAAAGUGUCACAAUAUCAGCUUUGCUGGAAUAAUCAACCUUGCAAGUGUUUCUCCAGAGUUGCGCCAACUUACUGUUGCGUAUUGCAUACCGAUUACAAGUGAUCUUGCUAGCUCCCAAACUUUUGAUAGACUGCAAAUAAUCAAAUUUGAUAGUUGUAAAAUUUAUAGCACUGCACUGGAGUCUGUUGGUAGAAGCUGCAAAUAUUUGAGGGAAUUGAGCUUAAGCAAGUGUAUUGGAGUCACAGAUGAAGAACUGAAAGGAUUUAUGGCAUAUUGUAGAGAGCUGAAUAAGUUAGAUCUUACAUGCUGUCGUGAUCUAACUGAUGUUGCUUUAUCAGCUGUUGCGAGAUCAUACAAAUAUCUUUCAUCUCUUAAGAUUGAAUCUUGUCACUUGGUUACGGAAAAGAGCUUGUCAAUGUUAGGGGAGGGGUGUCCUUUUCUGCAAGAGCUUGAUCUUAGUGACUGCAGCAUCAAUAACGCAGGAUUGGAAUCCAUUUCUAGGUGCUCUGAAUUGAUCAUUUUGAAGCUAGGAUUCUGCCCAAAUAUAUCUGAUGAGGGGAUCAUACAUAUAGGCACAUGUUGCUCAAAGCUCCAAGAAAUUAGUCUGUACAGAUGCACAGGUGUUGGUGAUGCUGGAAUUGCAGCAAUCUCUAAUGGGUGUGAAAGGUUAAAAAGCAUUAAUAUUUCCUACUGUAUGCGUGUUAGUGAUAAUGCUCUCAAGUCUAUCUCACAAUUGCAUAAACUUCAUAACCUUGAAAUCCGAGGUUGUUCUGGUAUUUCAUCUGCUGGUAUUUCAGCAAUUGCUUUAGGAUGCAAACACAUUGCUAAAUUAGAUAUCAAAGGGUGCUACCAUAUUGAUGAUGCUGGGAUGUUGGCAAUAGCUGAUUCAUGUCAGAGUUUGCGACAGGUGAAUCUAUCAUAUUGUAUGGUCUCGGAUGUUGGAUUAUUAGCAUUAGCAAGCCUGCCUUGCUUACAGAUCAUGAAGCUGGUUCAUUUGAGGAAUGUAACCGUUGAGGGCUAUGUUUCUACACUGUUGGCUUGUGAGAAUUUAAAGAAACUAAGGCUUCUUGAAUGCCUUAAAUUUAAAUUACCACUUGCUCUAAUUAAGAGUUUAGAGGCCCAUGGGUGUACUAUUCGCUGGAUGGAUAAACCUUGUGUGAUGUAAUAUUCUUAUGUCACAGCGUUGUCCAAGAAUUCAAUGUUUCAGGCAAACAUAAUGGUAUUUAUAUAUUUCAGAGUGUCUUUGUAGUGUUGCCAUGGUUCACUUGAGGAAUGAAUGCUUCUAGCAAUUAGAAACUAUGUGGCAUUUGGAAUUUACGCAAAUUUUCAGAUACA